AUGCCAGUCGACUUGGAUAAUGGCUUCCAGGGUUUCCCUGGAGCUGGAAUGGACCUGGCAGAAGACGAGCUUGAUGACGAUAUCUAUCGGAACUACCACUUCCAACACCCAGACCCAACAUGGGCUGACCGUUUGGAAGAGGCAGGCGAGGUAAUAAAAACCCAACGAGAGUUCACAAGUCAUGGCCAGGUUGAUGAAUUCUUUCGUCGCUUCGGGGACGUCACUCGUCAAUGUAACGAUCACACAGGCAACAUCCUCCACAUGCUUGUUGAAGUGGUCAAGCAUAAUGGCCUGAUACCAGAGAAUGUAGAACUACUCAUUAGGAGAUUGGUAGACCAGGCUCCAGAUCUCAUUUCAGUCCCUAACAAGGACAAGAAAACUCCUAUCUUGAUGGCCAUCAGGUGGUGCCAAGACCGCCUACUGGAGUACAUGAUAUCUACUUGCGUCAACCACAAGAACCAGCCAAAUGGAAUCGAAUGCCUCAACACUGCCUUAUGUUAUGCCCAUGACGGGGAGGAAACAGCACUCCAUGCCGCAUUUGGGGAGAAACUCAACUGGAAAUCGUUAAAGAUGUUAAUGGAACACGCCACCAACGAAACUCUUAGUAUCGGAGAUAAUAUGAAGAAGACGCCGAUGCAUCAUGCAGUCCAAUUUCAAAAGUGCAACCAGCAAAGAGCAGCACUUAUCGACUUGCUCAUUCAAAAGGACUCCGUUGAGAGGUUACACAAGCCAAAGUCAACAACGACCUUUCUUGAUAUAUGCGACAGAAAUGGUUGCUCUGUAUUCCAAGAGCAUGAGGAUACAAGAAGCGGUUGGGUACAACAGAUGAUCCGAUCGAGGUCCCUUCCAAAGUCAGCCCCAGAUCCUCCCGAUCUACAGAGAACAGGGGACAGACUACUUCCCAGGGAUUUAAAGUCACAAACCAGAGGCAGAGAAUCAAAGACCGACGCGCCGACCAAAGUAUCCAGAGACCGCAAUGGAGAGACAUCCGUUCGGAAAGUUCAAGCAUUGACUGCUACCGAAGAACGCGAGCUACUGAGGCAAAGGAUGAAAGAGGAGGAGCAAGCCAGACUCAAAAAAGACGAUUUCUUUGUCAAAGACUACAAGCCAAUUGAUAAUGGCGAAUAUGGUCACAGAGACUCGAGUCCAUACCGCUCGGGGAAAAAGCCAGACAUAGACAAAUCAAUGCAGGUCAAGAUUGUCGAUCCCGUUCGCCAAACAGAAACCGCUCCAAAUACUGGAGUCAGACGGACCAACACGGGCCGUGAGUCUGACAGCGGAGCCACGGAGGCCGAUCAGUUGGUGGGAGCAGCACAGAAAGAACAGAAGAUUCGCAAUCAUAUCAACAACUCUAAUAAAAUUCUUCAGAAGCUCAAGCUGUACUAUAUGAGGACGCGCAACCCUGAGAUGGUCAUGUUCUUUCUUUACGGCAACAACAAAAAUGAUAUUCAAACGGGCUUUGACUAUCGUGGAUUACCACCUCAGAUAUCUUGGAAAGACUUCAAGAAGAGGUUUGGUGCAGGUCAGUCGCGAGGGUAUAAGUUCGAUCCCGUCCUACAAUAUGCAACAUUUCCAUGCGUCAAAGUCAUCGACAAGCCCAGUCCAUCGGAAAAAGAAGCAUUUGAGAAAGCUUCUGAUAGAUCACCAUCUGGCCGCAAAGAUGUCAAAUAUUUUCUUGACUGGCUUUAUGAAAAGGGCGUGCGGCAUAUCAUUAAGCUUUCGGUUGAAGAGCCAAGCGAUGCGGAACAGGAAGUUCAUGGCGAUCAGAAUAUCCAAGAGACCUUGGGGAAAUUUGUCAUUGAGCACCUUGAUUGGAAGAAGACGGACUUGGAUCCAGAGACAAUAUUACAUAUCGGCAGCCAGAUAGAAAAGUCGUCUUGUGAGGGCUUGAACGACCACGACCCGGUCGUAGAAUCACAGAUGAGAAAGCUAACUCUAAUAUGGAGUGGUAGUAACGCUGUCCUAAGGGCUUGGAGCGAUGAAGAUGCUUUGCCAAAGAUGCGGUUUCUUCAGGAAGUUGAGAUUAUUCGGCCACUACCCCACAUGAUUUGUGACAGCAAGGAGUGGAUUGACAACAGGAUCAGAGACUUUGAGCGCAGGCUCAACAAGAAUCGCAGUUCUCUUGGAGGAGAAUUGCCAUCUUCUAGCCAUGAGGUGCCUUUUGACGACUCUUCAUCAGGGCAUAUCCGAGUCAAGUUGGUCGAUCCCAGCACUGGCACCAAACAAGGGGUGACGCCACAUGGCGUGCAACCCACCACUUUUCUUGCUUCCGACAAAGGCAUUAAUCCUCAUCAGUGGUUGAGGUCUGUUGAAGAAUUUGCAUCUGUCAUGGAACCAUUCUGGAACAGCACGGUCAACAGGUUUCUAGAUAUGAACCAAAAUAUGGGAACCACCGAACGAGCUGAGAAGCCUGUGACUAUAGCGCUGAUUGAUGAUGGUGUGGACAAAUUUGAGAUUGACCAACCGAACCAAAUCCUCGAAGGAAAAAGCUUUGACUUUGACGAUGAGAGAGUUAACCCACCAUACUUAUCUGCAAAACGCCACGGCACAACGAUGGCUCGUAUGAUACUACGUGUUUGCCCGAUGGCUGAGAUAUAUCCCAUACGCCUGAAGACAUUCAACGAUCCCAAUGGUAACUUAACUAUCCAUGCUGACUAUGCAGCUCGUGCAAUUCAAGCAGCCUUGGACAAGAAAGUAGAUAUCAUUUCCAUGUCGUGGACCUUGCCAAUGGAAAAUAGUCAAAAUGCCGACAACCCUGUUCGCAGCGUCCUACAACAAGCUAUAAAUGGAAACGUCUUGAUGUUUUGUUCUGCACCAGACAAAGGAAAGUUUACUGGAGCUGACUACCCUAGUGCUCCAUUUCCUACAAAGUUCUUCCGCAUUGGGGCAGCGAAUGCGGACGGUACUGUGUUUAACUGGACGCCUGAAGAUAUCACUUUCAUCUUGCCCGGCGUACAUGUGAUUGAGGAUCAGAUCCGAAGAAAGUCUUCUAUUUCAACUCAAGGAACGGUAAGUCAAGAACACACCGGAUCUAGCGUAGCCACUGCUCUCGGAGCUGGUCUUGCUGCCAUGAUACUAUAUUGUCUCAAGGCUAGCAUUCUUGGAAUUAAGAUUGCGAACCGCAACAGUGAUGCUAUCCCUGCCAUUCCUGCGGAGCGCUUGAAGCAAAUUAAGCAACGAGAUGCUAUGAGAGGGGCAUUCGAGAGUUUGGGUUCCCUUACUUCGCAUAAAUUCAUUCAGGUGUGGGAAGAGUUAGGUAAGGUGACCGAGAUCUUGAGGAACUGGGAACGGGUGGAAUCAGACCCAGAAGCAAGCUUGAAGUUCAUGAAGGAGUUUAUAGAGGAGUUCGGAGUCAAGCUUGCUAAUUCAGUGAAAUAG
Fusarium venenatum is the source of this 3378-nucleotide messenger RNA. NCBI's taxonomy places the organism in Eukaryota, Fungi, Ascomycota, Sordariomycetes, Hypocreales, Nectriaceae. The record is from RefSeq and is a predicted model, not a curated record.